AUGCCUUUCCGCCAGCCCUCCAUCCGCUUCCGCGUCCGCAUCCGCAUGCUCAUGCUCAUGCUCAUGCUCAUCCCACCCCUCGCCGUCCUCUUCUGGGGGCCGACGCGAAACCGCGCCCAACCAUCAAAUGUCUCACCUAAAAACGGCGACCGAGUCCCCGAGCCCCUCUGCCUCGUCUUCUGCUGGGUGUAA
Cordyceps fumosorosea ARSEF 2679 is the source of this 192-nucleotide messenger RNA. RefSeq lists its product as hypothetical. The transcript is spliced from 2 exons. Bases 1 to 192 code for a protein of 63 amino acids. Lineage: Eukaryota; Fungi; Ascomycota; Sordariomycetes; Hypocreales; Cordycipitaceae. The record is from RefSeq and is a predicted model, not a curated record.